CUUUGCUUGUAAUUCACAGCGAGAGUGUGCUGCUGUCUGUGAGCGGUUGUGGUUGUUCUGCUUGAGAACGAGCGAGCGAGCGACAGCCCCCAGCAGUCAGUCUCCUUUGGUUGGUUUGUCAAGACAGCAAGCCAGCACAAACAGACGGCCAUGAGCAGUGCACCAAAGCGGCCCAAGCUACAGGGUGUGAAAGCGAAGGACAAGGCUGGCAAAGCCGCGCCUGCGCAGGAGGGCGGUAGUGUGCGGGAGAAGAUCUUGGAUUUUUUGAAACAGCAGAAUGGCGAGGCUCUCUCUGGCAAGGACAUUGCCACGGGCGUUGGUGCAGACAUCAAGACAGUCCUGGUGGAAGCACAGGCACUCACAGAUGAGGGCAAGAUUGAGCUGCUCACACCGGCUGUGAACGGCAAGACAAAGAUUUUGUUUCAACUCGGCACAGAACUCUCACAACGGGUAGCAAAGCUGGAGCCAGAUGAGCGUGCCAUCUACUCGGCGGUGGAGGCCGCGGGAACAGCAGGCAUCUGGAAUGCGCGGUUCAAGUCGCUGAUACCCGACAGGAAGCGGCUGAAGCGCGUGCUGCAGCAACUCACGCGGGACAACCUGAUCAAGGAGUUCAAGCCCGUCAACAACUCGAAGAAGCCGCACUACAUCCUGUACGACCUGGAGCCGGACGAGUCUGUCAGCGGGGGUGUGUUCUACGACGGCGACGAGUUUGACCGCGAGUUUAUCAACAACCUGCGCAUGGUGAUUCUGCUGUUUCUGAAGAAGCGCUUCAAGGAAGCGGCGAAGGAGGAAAAUCCCUACCUCCGCUUCAAGCACAGCUACAUCACCCCAGAUGAGAUUGCCAGCAAGCUCAAUGCUUCCAAAGUGAUCAAGAUCACACUCUCCCCAGCCGAUUGCGAGAAGGUGCUGAGCACGCUUGUUACGGAUCGCCUUGUCAUUGCAAACGACCCUUUGUCAUCCAUCAAAGCAUAUAGGUUUUCGAAGCUGGACCGGCACCCGUCUGCGCUGAGCGCGGUGCCGUGUGGCAUCUGCCCCGUCCGCCACAACUGCACCCUCGACGGUGUCGUGAACCCCGUUGGCUGCAAGUACCUCGAUGAAUGGCUGGCGUUCUAGCAGGGUCGUGCCUGCUGCUGAUAGCGUGUAGACAUAACUAAACACAAAGUGACGACAGGA
Salpingoeca rosetta is the source of this 1173-nucleotide messenger RNA. RefSeq lists its product as uncharacterized. Lineage: Eukaryota; Choanoflagellata; Craspedida; Salpingoecidae. Bases 151 to 1113 code for a protein of 320 amino acids. Gene Ontology annotation, biological process: transcription by RNA polymerase III. The record is from RefSeq and is a predicted model, not a curated record. Gene Ontology annotation, cellular component: RNA polymerase III complex. The transcript is spliced from 7 exons.